This is a messenger RNA of Tarenaya hassleriana, 909 nucleotides long. Its product is annotated as 40S ribosomal protein S13-1-like. The transcript is spliced from 5 exons. Bases 343 to 798 code for a protein of 151 amino acids. Gene Ontology annotation, biological process: translation. Gene Ontology annotation, cellular component: nucleolus; ribosome; cytosolic small ribosomal subunit. Lineage: Eukaryota; Viridiplantae; Streptophyta; Magnoliopsida; Brassicales; Cleomaceae. Gene Ontology annotation, molecular function: small ribosomal subunit rRNA binding; structural constituent of ribosome. The record is from RefSeq and is a predicted model, not a curated record.
UGCUCCCGUUUGCCGUGUCGUGUCUGUUCAUGCACGCGUGUAAAUAUCUCUGUCUGUGGUUACAAACUUCUCGGUCACGGGUUUAUCCCUUUGAGGGUUUUUCUGUGGUGGUGAUGGACGUUUCAAUGGGCUCACAACCACGGGCUUCCUUUUAAAAGUUACCCAAUUAUUAUAACUAUUGGGCUUUCACAAGGCCCGUAAUUUAUAUUAUAUUAACCGAAAUAUAUAAGCAUGACAUCUCCGCUGGGCGCUGGCUAACUAGGGUUUCUUUCUCUCUUCACCACUCGUCACAACCGUGGUAAGACUAAGAGGCAUCCCGGCGAAGCUUCAGAAUCCGCCACCAUGGGCCGUAUGCACAGUCGAGGUAAGGGUAUCUCAGCUUCUGCAUUGCCUUACAAAAGGACCCCUCCGAGUUGGCUGAAGACCUCUCCUCAGGAUGUUGAUGAUUCAAUUUGCAAGUUUGCAAAAAAGGGUUUGACUCCAUCACAAAUCGGUGUUAUUCUCCGUGACUCCCAUGGGAUUCCUCAGGUCAAGAGUGUUACCGGAAGCAAGAUUUUGAGAAUACUGAAAGCCCAUGGACUUGCUCCUGAGAUCCCAGAGGAUCUUUACCACCUUAUUAAGAAGGCUGUUGCUAUCCGUAAACACCUUGAGAGGAACAGGAAGGACAAGGAUUCCAAGUUUAGGCUGAUUUUGGUUGAGAGCAGGAUUCACCGUCUUGCUCGCUAUUACAAGAAAACAAAGAAGCUUCCUCCUGUCUGGAAGUAUGAAUCCACAACCGCCAGCACCCUUGUGGCUUAAAAGCCUUGGAGGGAAGAGAUUCGCAUCGUGUCUUUUGUGUUUGACUGGAACGGAUGGUUUGGUUUAUGUUUGCUACCCCCCUUUUUUAAUCAGUUUUAAUGUUCCUGGCCA